CAUUAGAUUAUCAUAGAGAAAGAUAGGAGGGAGCGGCAGCGCCAGGAUUUCAGAGGUGCUUCGCAACAAUCACAUCACUUCACAUCACAAAGGCAAGGGAGGCAAGAACAGAGUACUACAGAACCAGAGAAAGAGCGUGGACUGAAUUCAACACAACAGGUUUCCUCAGUACAGUUUACAUCAGCAAUUGGACUUCAGCAAGACGACCGUCCAACUACAAGAAUUAAUCCACUAACAAACUAUGCGAAGGAUUCCUUAAGCCCUCCCACAUCUUUCCUACUGCUUUUCUACAACACGUCUCAGAGGGGACCAGCCAUGAAGUCAGUCCUGGAUGGUAUAGCGGAUACCACGUUUCGGACGAUAACGACAGGUCUGGAAUACCUUGGUUCCAAUGAUGUCCAUUAUGAUGACUCCAGUGUUAAUGCAGACUUCACCAAGGUGGGGCACUCUUCGCAAAAACUACCUUUCUCUGCAUUCAAAAGCGGCUCAUUACAGGGGAAGGCAUCGGCCGAAGAGUAUCUCUUCUUAAAAGGCAUUCCAUUCUACCCCACAAACAUUACCGAUCUGUACACAAACAGAACUACCCCCAGCUACAGGGACGAGGAAGGCACUAUACAAUGUGGAGAGAACUUCGUGGACAUGGAGUGUUUUAUGAUCCUGACUCCCAGUCAACAGUUGGCGGUCGCUGUCCUGGCACUGAUCCUGGGGACAUUCACAGUUCUUGAGAACUUAGUGGUGCUGUGUGUGAUCCUGCACUCUCGCAGCCUCAGAAAUAGACCGUCCUACCACUUCAUAGGAAGCCUGGCAGUGGCUGACCUGCUGGGCAGUGUCAUAUUCGUUUACAGUUUUGUUGACUUCCAUGUAUUCCAUCGUAAGGACAGCCCCAAUGUGUUCCUGUUCAAGCUGGGAGGAGUUACCGCCUCCUUCACAGCCUCAGUGGGGAGCCUCUUCCUCACUGCUAUUGACAGGUACAUCUCCAUACACAAGCCAAUGGCUUACAAACGCAUUGUGACCAAGAUGAAGGCAGUCAUUGCCUUUUGCAUGAUGUGGAUCAUCUCAAUCAUCAUAGCGGUCCUCCCUCUGCUGGGUUGGAACUGCAAGAAGCUGAACUCUGUUUGCUCGGACAUCUUCCCACUGAUCGAUGAGAAUUACUUGAUGUUCUGGAUCGGAGUCACCAGUGUUUUACUGAUGUUCAUCAUUUACGCUUACAUGUACAUUCUGUGGAAGGCGCAUUCCCAUGCAGUUCGGAUGCUGAACCGCGGGACUCAGAAAAGCGUGAUUGUGCAUUCCUCGGAUGGCACCACAGUGCUGCUUACUAGGCCAGAUCAAACACGAAUGGACAUCAGGUUAGCAAAGACGCUGGUCCUCAUUCUAGUGGUUCUCAUCAUCUGCUGGGGCCCAGUCUUGGGUAUCAUGGUGUACGAUCUCUUCUGGAAGAUGAAUGACUUUACCAAGACCAUCUUUGCAUUCUGCAGCAUGCUAUGUCUGAUGAACUCAACGGUGAACCCCAUCAUCUAUGCCCUUAGAAGCAAAGAUCUUAGGCACGCUUUCCAGACCACGUUUCAGUUCUGCAAAGGGACGACCCAGCCCCUUGAUAAUAGCGUGGAGUCCGAUUGCCAGAACAAGCACGCAAACAAUACUGGCAGUGCCAACAAAGCUGCAGAGAACUGCGUCAGGAGCACUGUGAAAAUUGCCAAAGUGACCAUGUCUGUCUCUACAGAGACAUCUGCUGAAGCCGUCUGAACUGCCUUUUCAGGAUUUUAAUGUACUAAGCUGUGAUAUACAAGUCUCAUACAGCACUUACUGUUAAAUGUUUCACAAGAGUAAAACCUUCAUAACCUACAUAUUGCAUAUGGACUGUUAUGUGAGCCAGUGCAGUGGAAACACAACAAUACUUCUACCUGUUGUUCAGUUAAGCUUCAUUGUAUGACUUUGUGAGACUGUCGUUUAUAACAAAAAGGAUCAAACAUGUAAAUAAAGGGUUAAAGAAGGAUUCAAUUCCUAAUGUCAUUAAAUUGGAUAAAACAAAGUUAGUUUAAUUUGAUCUUAUUUGCCAGCGUGUAUCAACUUAAAUAACAGCAUUAGGUGACUGAAUUCAGUUGAGAAGAAUGUAUAUCUUUGUAACGAUGGGACAAAGGGGCUAUAGUGGUCUUUACCUAGAUUGUACAGCAAACAUGUUGAUAUGUAUAUUUCAGUUAAAUAUUUGUUUGUAAAUACUUGCAGCCAUGCUUACAAGUUACAGUACACAAGCAGUUUUGCAUUUGUACGACCCUCCCCAUCUGUGCACUUGGGUUGUUGUUAUGUAAUUUCACUCAGUCUUGCUUUAUAAAAAUUAGAUGUCAUUGUUCUUUAGAUUAUGCCUUGGUUGUAAAUGCAGCAUUAACAUGACAUAGCCUGACAGUUUAUGUUCCACUGCAUGCUUUACAGUGGAUAUUGAAUAUUAUUGGUAUAUGUAUUAUUGGUACGUGUUUUACUUUCAGUGUAUGUGUACUUGUGUCCAGUGACUUGAUGCUUCAGUUGGAUACUAGUUUGAUGUUUUGCUGGCUUUGUUUCAUGUCGUGCAGCAUAGGGUUAAUUUUGUACCGACAGGUACUUAUCACACACAAAACUGCAGUGCUGAAAACAGAAACCAUUCUACUACACGAAACACAGCCCUUCUUGGUAGUCUUGACCGGUUUUGUAAGACUUCCAGGUGGCUGUGGGCACGCCUUCUUUCCAGAGCUUGCUUUCAAGACAGCCCAUUCCUUCUAAACCCAUCGCUUCAAAAGAUCUGCUCAGGCAACUUUCUUUCAACGGACACAAAGAAAGUACUGUAUCUCUAACAUUAUUUGAGGGAUGAGUAAAAAAAAAAACAUAAAAAAAAAAAAUAGAAAAUCUGUUGUGUUUUAGAGUUAACAUAUUUAAGUAUUUUGGCAGAACCAGAUCAAAAGCUACUCCGUCACAUAGAAGCAUUACGCCACAGAGUUUAAGAGUCACCUGGUAUUACAUUCCAGGGACUCUGACAACGCUCUUCACAGGGGAAUUUACACAGCCCUAAUGUAUAUCUGAUGGAUGGCACACUUGACACGUUACAAAACGCAGUCAUAACACAAACCCGAGUAACACUUCUGUAGUAGAAUCAUACUGAAAACAGAAUGAGGAGUUUCUUUAGUUUUACUCACAUUUUAUAAUUAGGUGUUUAAGGUUAUGCUUGAAUUAUUUUGCACAAUUAUUAAAAGUGUCGGCCUUCCCCCAAUCCAUCGCUGCAGCAUUAUGUAAAUCACUGUUCAAAACUGUUUCAAAGCCAGUUUACAUCACAAAUGAACAGUACUAAAGAGGCUUGUCAGGAGGCUAAUGAGCAGUGUACUUACAGAGAUAAUGAAUGUGUAAAUCCCUUGAACUGGACAAAC
Molecule: messenger RNA, 3389 nt
Organism: Polyodon spathula (Mississippi paddlefish)
Lineage: Eukaryota; Metazoa; Chordata; Actinopteri; Acipenseriformes; Polyodontidae
Product: cannabinoid receptor type 1A-like
Exons: 2
Coding region: 316-1743 (475 amino acids)
Biological process (GO): G protein-coupled receptor signaling pathway
Cellular component (GO): membrane
Molecular function (GO): cannabinoid receptor activity
Source: RefSeq, a predicted model, not a curated record